This is a messenger RNA of Gryllus bimaculatus (two-spotted cricket), 904 nucleotides long. The record is from the annotation of a GenBank genome assembly. Lineage: Eukaryota; Metazoa; Arthropoda; Insecta; Orthoptera; Gryllidae.
CGACGAAUGCCAGAGUUGUGAAUGCGCAUGCUGGCGUGUUUUGUUCAACAGCUGACUUUCAUUGAAAAUUCUUGCCGAGUAUUGUGUUGAAUGUUGUGUUGUGGCGUAGUUAAUUGUUUAUUGCGUGUAUUAUCUUCAUGUUAUGAUUUUCGGACGAAUAGUUCAGUAUCUACUUACGCCGAAAUUGUUUAGGAGAGUGACUGUCAAGGAUUCCAAUGCAGUAAAUAGUGCUCCCAUUUCAGCCUUUGGAGAAAGUAGACAGAUACUGCCCAAUAGCAGGUACAUUGUAUGUGUUUUGGCUAAUAAUAGUUUCAGUAUCAUAUCAAAAUCUCAACUGUAAUAUUAUAUUUUGUUGGUGAACUGAACUCAUUUCUACUGUUUUAUGAGAUGUGUUUGAAACUAUAUUUGACAGAGCAGUUUCAUUGAAUGUUACUGCCCUCAAUGAUACUACGAGGCAACCGCAACUUCAGUGAUGUUGACAAUGAUUCGUUGUAGAGUAAUAUUCAAACUUGUGGAGAACUUGCUACCUGACAGAAAGGUUAAACUAUUUUCUCUUGCGCGAACAAUGGCUUCCAGUUCAAACGGAAUAAAGACUAGAACAGAGAACCGUCUAGCACUUGAAAAGUCUCCGUAUUUGUUGCAGCAUGCCUACAACCCAGUUGACUGGUAUCCUUGGGGAGAUGAAGCUUUUGAGAAGGCACGCAAGGAAGACAAACUUAUAUUUCUUUCAGUGGGUUACUCAACUUGUCAUUGGUGUCACGUAAUGGAACGCGAAACGUUUGAGAAUGCCGACAUCGCGAAAAUUAUGAACGAACAUUUUGUGAAUAUUAAAGUUGACAGAGAAGAACGGCCGGAUGUAGACCACAUGUAUAUGGCUUAUGUGCAGGUAAGAAAGUUUCUAUAA